Messenger RNA from Scleropages formosus (Asian bonytongue), 2375 nucleotides. RefSeq lists its product as uncharacterized. Lineage: Eukaryota; Metazoa; Chordata; Actinopteri; Osteoglossiformes; Osteoglossidae. The transcript is spliced from 11 exons. Bases 316 to 1893 code for a protein of 525 amino acids. The record is from RefSeq and is a predicted model, not a curated record.
AUUAGCACAGUGAUCAGUGGUAUAAAUAGUACCACAAAUCAUCUACCCCACACUGGUAAACUCACCUCUGAAAUACAUAGUACUCCACUACCCAACACUAAUACACUGACUAUUGGUACAAAUAUUACCACAGCUCCUCAACCCAGCAUUGGCACAGUGACCACUGGUAUAAAUAGUACCACAAAUCAUCUACCCCACACUGGUAAACUCACCUCUGAAAUACAUAGUUCUCCACAACCCAACACUAAUACACUGACUAUUGGUACAAAUAUUACCACAGCUCCUCAACCCAGCAUUGGCACAGUGACCUCUGGUAUGAAUAGUACCACAGGUCCUCUACCCAACACUGGUAAACUGACCUCUGGAAUAAAUAGUAUUCCAAUAUCCAACACCAGUACACUGACAACUGGUAUAAACAAUACCUCAGCUCCUUUACUCAACACUGGUACACUUCACACUAUCAAUACCACACCUGGCUCCAGUGCAUCUGCUGUCACUACCAGCCAUAGUUACACUCCUACCAUCAGUGUGAAUGGUAAGAUCACGAUUCUGCUGAAUGCUUCCACACAUGGUGGUGGCAUGAAUCCUGCUGGAUCUGCACUGCCUUAUAGAACACCAUCUGGCCCUCUAUCUAACUAUUCAAGCACAGCAGCUACCACUUCAAGAGCCACUGCAGCCACGCAACUCACCACCCUGAGACCAAUAUCAAGCACAAGUAUUUUCCACAGAAAGUUCACACUAAAAUUCAGCCUCAGUGAAACGUUCACGGCUGACCUGCUGAACUCAUCAUCUGAGAGGUACAGGAUUCUUGUGGAGACCAUCACCCGUGAGGUGGACAAAAUGUAUUCAGAGAAAUUCCCAAAGUCCUUCUUCAGAAGCAUUGUAACAGGAUUCAGCAACGGCUCCAUAGUGACAGAAGUUGAUCUUCUGUUUAAUGAGGGACAGGAGCCGCUCAGCGUGUCAGCCGUGCUGAAGGUGCUAUACGCCACCCUUACUAACAACUCCAACAGCCCCUUCCCUCUCAGGAUCAUACUGAUGUCCAUACAAGUGUUCGAGGAGAUCUCCAUAUCUGUGAACCUCUCCCUUGUCCUCCCGUCGGCAUCUGUGUUGGACCCCAACUCCCUGUUACACAGAAACAUCAGUGCCGCUCUUGACAACUGGCUGAAGCUUGUUCUUAGCAGACUUCUUGGGAAUACAAGCAAGGCAUUAUCUAUAAAAUUCAGUGAUGCGCAUGGAUGGGCGGAUGCCUCGCUGCACUAUCAACUCAAAACCCAAAUGCCCAUGUCAAAUAACAUUAUAGCUGCGGCCAUCCUCACCUCCCAGAGUCCCUUCUUGUAUUUGAAGCACCUGCUUUCAGUCAGUGGUUUUCAGGCCCAAUUUGAUUCAUUUCCAUUGCUUAUGAGGAUCACCAGUCUGAACUUCUCAGAGGAUCUUUCCAAGCGGGGAUCAGAGCACUUCGGCAUCUACAGCACAUAUAUUCGUACUUCAGUGAGAAAGCUUUACAAAAACACCGAGGGAUUUAAUGAUGUCUAUGUUACUAACAUGACGGCUGGGUCUCUGGUGGCCCAUCUCAUUGCGGUUUUUGAGAGGAACACAAGCACCCUGCUCUCUGUCACUGAGGUUCUGAAAUUGGGUCUGGCCCAGUUGGAGAUGGAUGGGCUCACUGUGGACCCUGCAACACUGGGCAUUGUGCCCCCUUCCUCCAUUCCUCCCACACCAUGGCGUUUUCCAGGGUACGCUGUGGCCAUCCUUGUCAUGUGCGGUAUUGUCCUCAUCCUGCUUCCUCUGGCUCUAUUUGUGGGUAUAAAGACUGGGAUGUGGAGGCGAAUAAGGACCAUGGUGUUCCUCAGCUCCUGGGGCUACGACGUAGCUGGAACACACUGCAGGAUCUGAGAGCCUGUCCUUCACUGGCAUCACACAUAACAACAUGAACCUCUGUCUUUUGGCUAAAGGGUUUCCUGAACACAAAAAAGAUUACUUUUGAAUUGUAAUGUUCUGCAAAACAUCUUUAGUUUUAUUCCUGAAAUGAAAAUAUAAACAAGAAUUAAGAUGGAAAUUUAGAAGACAAAAGGCACAGAUAUGAAAUACUGGUUACAUAAAAUUCACUGAUAUUUAGCAUACCAAAGGUAAUUUUUUUUCUAACUGAAUCAAGAUUACAUUGUCUCAGUUUAAAAUGAAAAGUCCAGAAUUAGAAUUAGAAAAUGCUUGUGCAACCUGCAUGAAGUAGUGUUACCUGCUCCAGAAUGACAACAUUAUUCCUUUACAGUAAGAGUUUAAGUGAUCAAAUUAAUGCCGGAAUAAAGGGAGUUUCAUCUAUACUAAUGAAUGAAAUAUUAUGGUGAAGACUGAUUGUGUUGUCUGUAUUACAAGGGCUG